GUAUGGAAUAUGCAUGCCGUUAUGGCGCAUUGAAACUAAGAUUGCCAAAAAAAAAAAAAAAAAAAACUUUUGCAAGGCCUUGAUGAAAGAGAGAGAGAGAGAGAGAGAGAGAGAGAGAGAGAGAGAGAGAGAGAGAGAGAGAGAGAGAGAGAGAGAGAGAGAAAGAGAGAGAGAGAGAGACAGAGAGCGAGCAAGAGAGAGAGAGAGAGAGAGAGAGAGAGAGAGCGGGAGAAAGAGAGAGAGAGCGAGCAAGAGAGAGAGAGAGAGAGAGAGAGAGAGAGAGAGAGAGAGAGAGAGAGAGAGAGAGAGAGAGAGAGAGAGAGAGCAUAAGAUAAAGAAAGAGAAAGACCAUAAGAGAAAGCGAGAGAGAGAGAGAGAGAAAGAGCGAAAGAGAGAGAGAGAGAGAGAGAGAGAGAGAGAGAGAGAGAGAGAGAGAGAGAGAGAGAGAGAGAGAGAGAGAGGGAGAGAGAGAGAGAGAGAGAGAGAGAGAGAGAGAGAGAUAGAGAAAGAGAGAGAGAGCAUAAGAUAAGGAAAGAGAAAGACCAUAAGAGAAAG
Closterium sp. NIES-67 is the source of this 555-nucleotide messenger RNA. The record is from the annotation of a GenBank genome assembly. NCBI's taxonomy places the organism in Eukaryota, Viridiplantae, Streptophyta, Zygnematophyceae, Desmidiales, Closteriaceae.